AUGCCGCUAAUCACCGAUAUAUCUGAUCACCAUCUCCCUCGUCCCUCGCGCACCACCGACCCUCCCAUUACUAGCAAACUUCUGCGCAAGCAGUCCACCCACAGCGAAGUCGCCAGGUCCGUACUGAUGAAUAACACUAUCCCGCCCUACCGACUGGACGGCACCUCGCAUCCUCCCGACCACCUCUCGUCACCCCGCCAGCUGCCGGUCCGUCCGCCGUCGUCGCGGACGCAGAGCCCGCGCAUCCAUGCCAACCCCACCAGCCGUGCCCCUGGCAUUGCUCUCGACUCUCACGAUGGCGAGCUGAAGCUGCCGCCGAGCGCCGCCGUUCACCAACUCCACCACGCCCUCGCCAUUGGCGGCGUCGGCCAUGCUCUGUCCGACACGCCUAUGCCCACUGCCCCGAGCAGCCCCCGAAUUCCGCCCAUCCGCCAGAACUCCGUCUCUGGCAGUUCUACCCCGCGCAUUCGUCCCACCACCCUCGACAUCCCCGGCCUGACAAAGUCCAAAGUCUCUCCAGAUGGCCGCAUCGCUCAGCGCGACCUGGGCGCGAAGCUGCUCAUUGUCAUGGUCGGCUUGCCCGCCCGUGGCAAGAGCUACAUUACAAAGAAGAUGGCGCGCUACUUGAAUUGGCUGCAGCACGAGGCCCGUAUCUUCAACGUCGGAGAGCGCCGCCGUAUUGCUGCGGGAGGUGGAGGUACCCACAACCCGGCGCCGUCGCCCGGUAUUGAGAAGCGCCCGCAAGACUCUGUGCGCAGACAGAGUAUUACAACGACUGCGCCGCAGGGUGCGAUCGAGCAGAAGCAGCUUCUGGACCCGCCAAACUUGGCCGCGAAAAUUUUUGUCAACGGCGAAGCUGUGACUCAGCCGGAUAAGCCGGCCGAGAUUAAGGAGCCCUCUAAGGAAGAGAAGGAUAAGAGGUUUUUGGAAGCGGCUUUCCCUGAACUGACCAAGGCCUCGACACCCGAGGAGUUGCCUGAUACCGAAAAGAUGGAUCAGAGUGCGAAUUUCUUCGACCCCAGUAACCGGAAGGCUGCGCUUCUGCGCGAGCAGUGCGCUAUGGAAACCCUCGAUGAGGCCAUGGAUUAUCUCAUUGACGGGUCUGGCUCGGUUGCCAUUAUGGACGCUACCAACAGCACUCUGGAACGCCGCGCAGCCAUCAUCCGCCGCGUCCGUGACAGGUGUGGCGACGAGCUCAACGUCAUGUUCGUGGAGUCGCUCUGCAAGGACGAGCGCCUCCUCGAAUCCAACAUGCGCCUGAAGCUCUCCGGUCCCGACUACAAGAACAAGGACCCCAUCGCUUCUCUGGAGGAUUUCAAGAAGCGCGUGGCGAUUUACGAAAAGGCCUACGUCCCACUCGGAGAUUAUGAGGAGAGAAACAACACGGCUUACGUGCAGAUGAUCGACGUUGGCCGAAAGGUAAUUUCGCAUCAAAUUCGAGGCUUUAUUGCCGCGCAAGCCGUGUACUACCUCCUUAACUUCAACCUGGCCCCUCGCAUGAUCUGGAUCACGAGACAUGGAGAAUCCAUGGACAACGUCGCGGGCAAGAUCGGCGGUGACUCGGAUCUUAGCCCGAACGGCCAUCGUUACGGAAAGGCCGUUACCAGGUUCAUCAACUACCACCGCGAGAUUUGGGAGCAGCAUCAGCGUGAGAAGGUUCUCAACUCGCACUUCCCGCCUCUCCCCGGAGACAUGUCGCCGCCGAACCCUUACUUCUUGACGCACAAUGAUGUUCCGCAGAAGAGCUUCUGCGUCUGGACGUCGAUGUUGAAGCGCUCCAUUCAGACGGCCCAGUACUUUGACGAGGAGGAAUUCGAUCUCAAGCAAAUGCGCAUGCUAGACGAGCUCAACGCUGGCUUCAUGGAAGGCAUGACGUACCAGGAGAUCAAGGACAAGCACGCGGACGAGUUUGCUCUGCGCAAGAAGAACAAGCUGCAUUACCGCUACCCUGGUCCUGGUGGUGAGGGCUAUCUCGACAUCAUCAACCGAGUCCGCCCGGUCAUUGUCGAGCUUGAGCGCAUGACGGACCACUGUCUGCUGGUCACUCAUCGCAGCGUUGCGCGCGUCCUGCUUGCCUACUUCCUUGGUCUGGAUCGCAAGAUGGUCGCUGACAUAGACUGCCCGCUCGGCAUGUUGUACAUGCUUGAGCCCAAGCCGUAUGGUGUCGAGUUCAAGGCGUACCGGUUCAACCCGUCUACUGACUGGUUCGACGACGUGCCCAACUACAAGCCCAGCCCUGCACCUGAAGAUUCUCACUAG
This is a messenger RNA of Lasiodiplodia theobromae, 2259 nucleotides long. RefSeq names its product 6-phosphofructo-2-kinase 1. Gene Ontology annotation, cellular component: cytosol. The transcript has 2 exons. Gene Ontology annotation, biological process: fructose 2,6-bisphosphate metabolic process; fructose metabolic process. Lineage: Eukaryota; Fungi; Ascomycota; Dothideomycetes; Botryosphaeriales; Botryosphaeriaceae. Gene Ontology annotation, molecular function: ATP binding; 6-phosphofructo-2-kinase activity. The record is from RefSeq and is a predicted model, not a curated record. The coding region runs from base 1 to 2259 and encodes 752 amino acids.